Messenger RNA from Mustela lutreola (European mink), 2586 nucleotides. RefSeq names its product WD repeat domain 20 (gene WDR20). Gene Ontology annotation, molecular function: protein binding. The record is from RefSeq and is a predicted model, not a curated record. The transcript has 4 exons. The coding region runs from base 59 to 1798 and encodes 579 amino acids. Lineage: Eukaryota; Metazoa; Chordata; Mammalia; Carnivora; Mustelidae.
CGCCUGCGCGGUGGGCGUGAUCCGGGCACUUAGGGCAGGAUGAACGCUGCUUUCCAAGAUGGCGACGGAGGGAGGAGGGAAGGAGAUGAACGAGAUUAAGACCCAAUUCACCACUCGGGAAGGUCUGUACAAGCUGCUGCCGCACUCGGAGUACAGCCGGCCCAACCGGGUGCCCUUCAACUCGCAGGGAUCCAACCCCGUCCGCGUCUCCUUCGUAAACCUCAACGACCAGUCUGGCAACGGCGACCGCCUCUGCUUCAAUGUGGGCCGGGAGCUCUACUUCUAUAUCUACAAGGGGGUCCGCAAGGCUGCUGACUUGAGUAAACCAAUAGAUAAAAGGAUUUACAAAGGAACACAGCCUACUUGUCAUGACUUCAACCACCUAACAGCCACAGCAGAAAGUGUCUCUCUCCUAGUGGGCUUUUCCGCAGGCCAAGUCCAGCUUAUAGAUCCAAUCAAAAAAGAAACUAGCAAACUAUUUAAUGAGGAAAGACUAAUAGACAAGUCACGCGUAACCUGUGUCAAAUGGGUUCCCGGUUCGGAAAGCCUUUUCCUAGUAGCCCACGCGAGUGGGAGCAUGUACUUGUAUAACGUGGAGCACACUUGUGGCACCACAGCCCCCCACUACCAGCUCCUGAAGCAGGGCGAGAGCUUCGCCGUGCACACUUGCAAGAGCAAAUCCACGAGGAACCCUCUCCUUAAGUGGACCGUGGGCGAGGGGGCCCUCAACGAGUUUGCUUUCUCCCCAGAUGGCAAGUUCUUGGCCUGCGUGAGCCAGGACGGGUUUCUGCGGGUGUUCAACUUUGACUCGGUGGAGUUGCAUGGCACAAUGCGGAGCUACUUCGGAGGCCUGCUGUGCGUGUGCUGGAGCCCGGACGGCAAGUACAUCGUGACGGGCGGCGAGGACGACCUGGUGACCGUCUGGGCCUUCGGAGACUGCCGGGUGAUCGCCCGAGGCCACGGGCACAAAUCCUGGGUCAGUGUUGUGGCGUUCGACCCCUACACCACGAGUGUGGAAGAGAGCGACCCCAUGGAGUUCAGCGGCAGUGACGAGGACUUCCAGGACCUCCUCCAUUUCGGCCGCGACCGGGCCAACAGUACACAGUCGCGGCUGUCCAAACGGAACUCUGCCGAGAGCCGCCCCGUCAGCGUGACGUACCGGUUCGGCUCGGUGGGCCAGGACACGCAGCUCUGCCUCUGGGACCUCACGGAAGACAUCCUUUUCCCUCACCAGCCCCUCUCGAGAGCAAGGACACACACCAAUGUCAUGAACGCCACGAGCCCUCCUGCCGGCAGCACGGGGAACAGCGUCACGACGCCCGGCAGCUCCGCGCCCCCGCCCCUGCCCCGCUCCAACAGCCUCCCCCACUCCACCGUCUCCAGCGCCGGCAGCAAGAGCAGCGUGGCCGACGGCGCCGUCGCUUCUGGGGUCAGCAAAUUCGCGACGCUCUCCCUGCACGACCGGAAGGACAGGCACCACGAGAAAGACCACAAGCGAAACCACAGCAUGGGACACAUUUCUAGCAAGAGCAGCGACAAACUGAACCUGGUUACUAAAACCAAAACGGACCCAGCUAAAACCCUGGGGACGCCCCUGUGUCCUCGGAUGGAAGACGUCCCCUUGUUAGAGCCGCUCAUCUGUAAAAAGAUAGCGCAUGAAAGACUGACUGUGUUAAUUUUUCUUGAAGACUGUCUAGUCACUGCUUGUCAGGAGGGAUUUAUUUGCACAUGGGGAAGGCCUGGUAAAGUGGGUUUACUGUCAUCCCCAACCAGGCCGGCUCUCCGGGUGGAACCGUAGUGUAGCGGCACCCCCGCUCCAGAACCCUCGCCCCGACGGGGCCUCAUGGGAGCGACGGACGGACCGAGACGGGAGCACGGACACUCACGGAGGCGGCUGUCACCCGGAGUCACGUGCGAGGACCCGCGGGGCCCGCUCGGAAGGGCGCUCUCUGCCAUUCAUCCAAAGAAGCUGUUCCCAUUUUAAAAAGGUUCUAUUGAGACUGCAGUAAAAAAAAUAAAGGGGACUUUCUUACGUUUUACUCAAUUGUAAUUAAAAUCUCAUAUAGAGAUCUAUAUAAAACUAUACAUAUAUACAUAGUGCAAGAUACAAUAAUUCUUGGACGAGAAGUCCCCUUAAAUUCAAUGGUUAUAAAUAGUAUUUCACUCUGUUUUUGCACUGAUGUUUCCAUACGUAGGUGAUCAGAGACAAGCUGGAAAGCAUUCCCGGAGAAGGCUGUUGCUUUCUGACUUAAAUCUGUCAUUCAGGAAGAUGGAUGCUGCAAUCGUAGAUUUUUACGAAUUUUUGCACUUAAAAUAGUUUAAUGCUUUUAGGGAAAUACUUUAAAUACGGGUCUCACGGACUCACAGCCCUGCAGGGUGUGAAGAUGCUCUUUUUAAUCUUAACAGUGACUUAACACCGGGGUCCCCUCGCAGUCAGCUCCGUAUUCUGUGUGUAAAUGCUGCGACUCUGCUGCUGGGGACAUGGUUGCUUCACCAGUCAUUUCCGUCAUUUAUGAGUGAUCUUUCCAGUUCACACAAAAAAUUAAUAUUAAAAGUUUCUUGAAUAUACUGUUUAUCUUCUGUUAA